AUGGUCGCGGCACCAUUACUUCGCCCUCCCUCGGCUGGGUGGAGGAGCUUAGGGUCAACACUCCAUACAAGACGGGCCGGCCCUGCAAAGAGCUCACUUCAUACCAAAAUAGCUCAAGUUACGAGUGGGAAAUGUCGAUACUUAUCCACCUCGGUGUCCAAGUGGCAGACAGAUACGCUGGACCGCACACGUAACAUUGGAAUUAUUGCCCACAUUGAUGCAGGCAAAACUACAACGACAGAGCGGAUGCUCUUCUAUAGCGGCUUCACCAGGCGCAUUGGAGAUGUCGACGAGGGUUCGACAGUGACUGAUUUCCUUCCUGCUGAGCGAGCGCGCGGAAUCACAAUUCAAUCCGCUGCGAUCACCUUCCACUGGCCACCGGGGGAAGGAGCAGAGGGUCAGCAGAUUGAUUGCGACCCCAAACUGCCCAAGUCGGCGGUGUCCCACACGAUCAAUUUGAUAGAUACUCCGGGACACGCCGAUUUCACAUUCGAGGUUUUGCGCUCGUUGCGAAUUCUCGAUGGUGCUGUUUGUAUUCUGGACGGCGUGGCUGGUGUGGAGGCUCAAACCGAGCAAGUCUGGCACCAAGCAAGCACCUACCAAAUCCCACGCAUUAUCUACGUGAACAAGCUAGACCGAGAUGGAGCUGCCUUUGGCAGGACUGUGCGAGAAGUCAGCUCUCGUCUCGCCGUGUACCCGGCCGUCUGUCAGAUUCCUUGGUUUGAAGGCGGCAACGGUGCUUUCGUGGGUGUCGCGGACGCGAUCAAUCUGCAAGGCUUGCGGUAUAAAGUGGGCGACGACGGCCGUUCCGUCAAGAUGCUGAGUUUGGAGCAAUUGGAGGUUGAAGAACCUUCCCUAGCCCGGGAGCUGCGUAAUGCACGCGUUGCGCUAGUUGAGCUGCUAAGCGAAAAAGAUGACGCCAUUGUGGAAGAAUUCUUCGAGUGUGAUGAGAAUCAUCUUGCGGUAUCUUCUAUGGCCAUCAUCAGUAGUCUCCGGCGAUGCGUGCUUGAUCAGUUCAGUCAGGUGAUUCCCGUAUUUGCUGGAGCAAGUUUCCGCAAUAUGGGUGUUCAGCCUCUGCUCGAUUCAGUGGUGAACCUCCUUCCUAGCCCGCCAGAGAGCCCUGACCCGGAGGUCAGCAUUGGUGGAGUAACUGGGGGGCUCAGGCGCUUGCUCUCUGGGGACCUCAUCUUGGAGCAGACUGAGAAGGCCUCUGCCCCGGUCAAGGGCAAAAAGAAAAAGAAGGCUACAGCUCUUGCGGACCCCAGAGAUGCGAUCUCGAAACUCCAGAGCUGUGCACUUGCUUUCAAAGUCGUCAACGACCCCCAAGCGGGGCGUUCUGGUCGCGCGCCGCGGCUGCUAAAAAUGUAUGCGAAUGAGGCUGUGGAGGUGGACAGCAUUCCGGCUGGACACAUUGGAGUCGUCGUUGGGCUGAAACAUGCCCGCACGGGGGAUACACUGCUGUCUUAUGCUGGGAACAAGCCUACACCACCAGAGCCACUGACCAGCCUUCAACUUCGACCCAUUGAUGUCCCUCCUCCUGUCUUCUUCACAAGUGUUGAGCCACACAGUCUGAGUGAGGAGAAGCGCAUGCAUGAAACACUAGCUCUGCUGCUUCGAGAAGAUCCCAGUCUUCACGUGAGUAUUGACGAAGAAUCAGGCCAAACUCUGCUCAGCGGCAUGGGCGAACUUCACCUCGAGAUUGCUCGGGACCGACUUAUCAACGAUCUCAAAGCCAAGGCAUCGAUGGGCCAAAUCGAAAUCAGUUAUCGAGAGACCGGACUGGGUGCAUCCAACGUCGUCACCAAAAUCUUCGACAAAGAAGUAGCUGGGCGGCGCGGUAAAGCAGGUUGCACAGCAGUGGUUGAGCCCAUUGAUGACCGAGACCUUUCCGAAGUUGCCGACGAAGAUACUCUCUUGGCCGAGACUGUCGAAGGAAACCAGAUCGUCAUCCGUGUCCCCGGCCUGCAAGUCGAGCGCUCGUCCCGAAAUGACGAAGAAGCAAGCCCUCUUCUCCCACCAGGUUUAGAAGUGUCCUCUCUUCGCGCUGCCCUCCAGAAUGGUGCGCUUGCAGCUCUUGCACGUGGGCCCCAAUUCACAUUUCCAAUGCACAACACACGAACCACGUUAACCAUCAACCCUGAAGAGCAUCUCUUCGGGUCUGACACGACUACUUCCGCACUCUCAGCCGCUGCGAGACAAGCGACGUCCGCUGCCUUGCGUGAUCUCCUCUCAGGUCCGGGGACCGUGAUGAUGGAGCCCGUCAUGAACGUGAUCAUCAGCGUAGACGAAGCGAGUCUCGGCUCGGUGGUGCACGACAUCUCCUCUUCCCGGGGUGGGCACAUUAUCUCCUUGGACGAGGAGGUCCCACUCUCAGCCACAGAUGCCUCAAACACAUCCAUAGAAGACGCUCCUCGCCCGAUUGACCCGAAGCGAGUGUAUGCGCCGCCCGAUCCGUUCGAAAGUCCCUCGAUUGGAAACGAUGUCCCUACCGCUGUGUCCCGUCCUCGCACUAUCACUGCCAAGGUGCCCCUGAAGGAAAUGGUCGGGUACUUGAAGCAUUUGCGAAGUCUUACUGCUGGUAGGGGAACUUUUGUUAUGAGUGUCGAUCGUUUUGAGAAUAUGUCUACUCCAAGGCAAAAGGCUGUACUUGCUGAGUUGAGAGGAGGAUUCUAA
Messenger RNA from Penicillium diatomitis, 2673 nucleotides. RefSeq names its product mitochondrial elongation factor MEF2. The transcript has 2 exons. Gene Ontology annotation, cellular component: mitochondrion. Gene Ontology annotation, biological process: mitochondrial translation; ribosome disassembly. The record is from RefSeq and is a predicted model, not a curated record. Gene Ontology annotation, molecular function: GTP binding; GTPase activity. The coding region runs from base 1 to 2673 and encodes 890 amino acids. Lineage: Eukaryota; Fungi; Ascomycota; Eurotiomycetes; Eurotiales; Aspergillaceae.